UGACAUUUGACAUACGAAGCUCACUUGACUGAUUGUUUAGUUCAAUCAGUCGAUCUCAGCAAGUUUAGUAAAUAAAUAUAAGCCAGAGUACAGUGGAAUAUUGCAAAAUUUAAAUCAGUAUGUCCAUGUACGAACAGGAUUAUGAUCAAUUUGACGAUGAGGAGACUGAAGAAAUCAGCUCCGAACUCUGGCAAGAAGCGUGCUGGAUUGUCAUCAACGCAUACUUCGAUGAAAAGGGCCUGGUGCGGCAGCAGUUGGACAGUUUUGAUGAAUUCAUCCAAAUGUCUGUGCAGAGGAUUGUUGAAGAUUCGCCCGCCAUCGAGCUGCAGGCCGAGGCUCAGCACACAACUGGAGAAAUCGAAGUGCCGCCCAGAUUUUUACUGAAAUUCGAACAGAUUUAUUUGUCCAAACCCACGCAUUGGGAGAAAGAUGGUGCCCCGUCGCCGAUGAUGCCUAAUGAAGCUCGGCUGAGAAACCUGACUUAUUCUGCUCCGCUGUAUGUCGAUAUCACUAAGACUAUCAUCAAGGAGGGCGAAGACCCGGUCGAGACCCAGCAUCAAAAAACCUUUAUCGGAAAAAUCCCAAUUAUGUUGCGCUCAACAUAUUGCUUACUUAGCGGACUCACUGAUCGAGAUUUGACUGAGUUGAAUGAGUGCCCGUUGGAUCCAGGGGGUUAUUUCAUUAUUAACGGCUCUGAGAAAGUGUUAAUUGCUCAAGAGAAAAUGGCCACGAACACGGUAUAUGUAUUUUCCAUGAAAGAUGGAAAGUAUGCCUACAAGUCUGAAAUAAGAUCUUGCUUAGAGCACAGUUCCCGCCCUACAUCGACGCUCUGGGUCAAUAUGAUGGCCAGAGGCGGGCAGGCGAUUAAAAAAGCAGCUAUCGGCCAAAGAAUCAUCGCCAUCCUGCCAUACAUCAAGCAGGAAAUCCCUAUAAUGAUAGUUUUCCGCGCUUUGGGCUUUGUGGCCGACCGCGAUAUUUUGGAGCACAUCAUCUACGACUUUGAGGACCCGGAAAUGAUGGAAAUGGUCAAACCCUCUCUGGACGAGGCCUUCGUAAUCCAAGAGCAAAAUGUUGCGCUGAAUUUUAUUGGAGCCAGAGGCGCCAGACCGGGAGUAACAAAGGAACGGCGUAUUAAGUAUGCAAGGGAAAUUCUGCAAAAGGAAAUGUUACCUCAUGUGGGUGUUUCUGAUUUUUGCGAAACUAAAAAGGCAUAUUUCUUGGGGUAUAUGGUGCAUCGACUUCUGUUAGCAGCACUUGGAAGGCGAGAAUUAGAUGACCGGGAUCACUAUGGAAAUAAACGACUGGAUUUGGCAGGUCCACUGCUGGCCUUCCUGUUCAGAGGACUGUUCAAGAAUUUAAUGAAGGAAGUCCGAAUGUAUGCACAGAAGUUCAUUGAUAGAGGAAAGGACUUCAAUUUGGAUCUGGCCAUUAAAACCAAAUUGAUCACCGAUGGGUUGAGGUAUUCACUGGCCACUGGAAACUGGGGCGACCAGAAGAAGGCGCAUCAGGCUCGGGCAGGCGUAUCUCAGGUAUUGAAUCGCCUGACGUUUGCCUCAACACUGUCUCACUUAAGGCGAGUAAACUCGCCCAUUGGUAGGGAUGGCAAGCUAGCUAAACCGCGUCAGCUCCACAACACUCUUUGGGGCAUGAUUUGCCCAGCUGAAACCCCUGAGGGCGCCGCUGUAGGUCUUGUAAAAAAUCUGGCUCUCAUGGCCUACAUAUCUGUCGGAUCUCAACCGUCCCCCAUUCUGGAGUUUUUGGAAGAAUGGUCCAUGGAGAACUUGGAAGAAAUUGCGCCGUCGGCUAUAGCAAAUGCCACGAAGAUAUUCGUCAACGGAUGUUGGGUGGGUAUUCAUCGCGAUCCCGAACAACUUAUGGCGACGUUGAGGAAACUCAGGCGCCAAAUGGACAUUAUUGUCUCCGAAGUGUCGAUGAUCCGAGAUAUUCGGGAUAGGGAAAUUCGAAUUUAUACAGACGCCGGUCGUAUUUGUAGACCACUGCUGAUUGUCGAAAAUAGUCAGCUGCUGCUUAAGAAGAAGCACAUAGACAAUUUGAAGGAGCGGGAGUACAAUAACUAUGGUUGGCAGAUGUUAGUCGCCUCAGGUGUAGUGGAAUACAUAGACACUCUGGAGGAAGAAACGGUUAUGAUUGCCAUCACCCCAGACGAUUUGCGGCAGGAAAAGGACUACGCCUACUGCAGCACAUACACGCAUUGUGAGAUCCAUACCGCUAUGAUUUUAGGGGUGUGCGCGUCCAUUAUUCCCUUCCCGGAUCACAACCAAAGUCCGAGGAACACCUACCAAAGUGCUAUGGGCAAACAGGCUAUGGGCGUUUAUAUCACAAACUUCCACGUGCGGAUGGACACAUUGGCUCACGUUCUUUAUUACCCUCACAAGCCCCUGGUUACCACUAGAUCCAUGGAAUACCUCCGAUUUAGAGAGUUGCCAGCUGGAAUCAACAGCAUAGUGGCCAUUGCCUGCUACACAGGGUAUAACCAGGAGGAUUCCGUUAUUUUAAAUGCUUCUGCUGUGGAGCGCGGGUUCUUUAGAUCAGUGUUUUACCGUUCGUAUAAAGACGCCGAAUCCAAGCGCAUUGGCGAUCAGGAAGAGCAAUUCGAGAAACCCACUAGGCAAACGUGCCAAGGAAUGCGAAACGCUCUUUACGACAAAUUGGAUGAUGACGGCAUCAUAUCGCCAGGAAUUCGAGUGUCUGGAGAUGAUGUUGUUAUAGGAAAAACUAUGACUUUGCCUGAAAAUGACGACGAACUGGAAGGUGUGACUAAAAGAUGGACAAAGCGGGAUGCUUCCACCUUCCUACGAAACAGUGAGACGGGAGUCGUGGACCAAGUGAUGUUAACGUUAAAUUCUGAGGGAUACAAGUUCUGCAAAAUCAGGGUGCGCUCGGUUAGAAUCCCGCAAAUCGGGGACAAAUUUGCCUCCCGGCACGGACAGAAAGGAACCUGCGGCAUUCAGUAUCGGCAGGAGGACAUGCCUUUCACAUGCGAAGGAAUCACGCCGGACAUCAUCAUCAACCCCCAUGCCAUCCCGUCGCGUAUGACAAUUGGCCAUUUGAUCGAGUGUCUUCAAGGGAAGGUCUCCUCAAACAAGGGGGAAAUUGGUGACGCCACCCCGUUUAAUGACGCGGUAAACGUGCAGAAAAUCUCCACUCUUUUGCAAGAGUAUGGAUACCAACUCAGAGGCAACGAGGUGAUGUUUAACGGGCACACGGGAAGGAAGAUCAAUGCCCAAAUUUUCUUGGGCCCCACAUACUACCAACGUCUGAAGCACAUGGUGGACGACAAAAUUCACUCCAGAGCCAGAGGCCCAGUGCAGAUUCUCGUGCGACAACCCAUGGAGGGUAGGGCGAGAGACGGAGGCCUGCGUUUCGGAGAAAUGGAACGAGAUUGCCAAAUAUCCCAUGGUGCCGCUCAGUUCCUGCGGGAACGAUUAUUCGAGGUGUCCGAUCCCUAUCGGGUGCACAUUUGCAACUUCUGCGGCCUGAUCGCUAUUGCCAAUAUGCGGAACAACACAUUCGAGUGCAAGGGCUGCAAGAAUAAGACCCAAAUCUCGCAAGUUCGUUUACCUUAUGCGGCCAAGCUGCUGUUCCAGGAGCUGAUGUCUAUGAAUAUUGCUCCUAGGCUUAUGGUGCUUUAGACAUCUAAUUUUCAUGUAUAUAGUUUUUCAGCAACGUUUUAUUAUAAAUUAAAGUAUUAA
Dendroctonus ponderosae (mountain pine beetle) is the source of this 3713-nucleotide messenger RNA. Its product is annotated as DNA-directed RNA polymerase II subunit RPB2. Gene Ontology annotation, molecular function: DNA-directed RNA polymerase activity; ribonucleoside binding; DNA binding. The transcript is spliced from 13 exons. The coding region runs from base 120 to 3653 and encodes 1177 amino acids. The record is from RefSeq and is a predicted model, not a curated record. Gene Ontology annotation, cellular component: RNA polymerase II, core complex. Gene Ontology annotation, biological process: DNA-templated transcription. Lineage: Eukaryota; Metazoa; Arthropoda; Insecta; Coleoptera; Curculionidae.